AUGUCAUCAGAAAGUAAACCAUUUUUAUUGGAUGAGGAAAGAUCAGAAAAUGAAAACCCUAAGAAUGAACGAGAUAAUGCAAAGCUGACCCUGCGAGUCGUCUUCCUACAUAUUUCAAUAGUAUUGUUAUAUACUAUCAUUUUCAUACUCGCCCUACAGCAAUCAACCUGUUCCAUACCAACUUCAGUUCAUCCUCUACCGGGUGUGAGAGUUCAAUAUGUUCCAAUUGCUCCUCCCGAUCUCCCAUCGUCGCCUUACGCUGGGCCCCCGAGCGAGUCGGUAGAUCAAGCAUGGCAUGACCUGUUGAAAGACAUGAAUAUACGGGUCACGACAGAAGAAUUGGAGAAGAGUGGUCAAAAGUCUGUAUCUCUACCAGAAGGUGGUGGGCAUAUGAAAAUGCUUCGACGAUGGAACUAUCGGGAUUACUACUAUCCCAACAUAACAGACCCAACAAUUGAACAUUGGGAUAUCCAUGCAGAUCACUGUUUCGAUAUUUUACGCAGUGCAGUAAUGUGUCAAGGCGACACAACGCUCACAACUUUCGGAUGGGAAAAACUAUCCAAGCCACAGCCGCAUGUCAAACCGACAGAACAUCGAUGCGUGGAUUGGAACGCGCUAAUGGAAUCUCUCGCCGAUCGUGUUGUUGGCGAGGAAGAAAUGGCUGCGCUUGUGAAUCCUAGACUGGAAGGAGGUGCAUAA
Botrytis fragariae is the source of this 699-nucleotide messenger RNA. RefSeq lists its product as uncharacterized. Gene Ontology annotation, biological process: mycotoxin biosynthetic process. The transcript has 4 exons. The record is from RefSeq and is a predicted model, not a curated record. Bases 1 to 699 code for a protein of 232 amino acids. Lineage: Eukaryota; Fungi; Ascomycota; Leotiomycetes; Helotiales; Sclerotiniaceae.